GCCGAUACCGACCUCCCGACCAACGAGAAUGCGAUCGAUGCGAAUGCAGUGACCGAGAAACCUGAUAUGUCCAUCAAGACGGUCGACUUUCAUGAGAAUAUGUGAAUGUCGAAUGAUCAGCACGAUCAUCAUAUACUUGACUGACUCUAUUGUCUCAAAGGUCAAGCACGUCGGAGCAGGCCCCGGACAAUGGGAUCGAGCCGAAUAACACGAACGAGAAUCCAGCGGUGUCCAUCGAAGGAAGCCUGGCUAAGAAUAUGUCAGACACGCUGGGGCACAUUCUCGAUGUCCUUAAAGGGUCAACGAUCGCUGAAGAACGCGGAAAAGAUGACAAUUCAAAGUUUUGGGCGACGUACAAGAAAGUUUCGACUGAGUACGACGACGACUUCCUCGGGCGGGCCAAUGACGAUAUGGGCAUUAUUCUGACAUUUGCUGGUCUAUUCUCCGCUGUCAACUCCACCUUCAUCGUCGGGAUGCAGCCUGAUCCAGGCGACACUACCAAUGUCCUCCUCCUCUAUCUAAUUCAGAUGACUGUCAACGGCCCAAAUUCCGUACCUGACAUCAGCACUCUUUCCUCAUCUACGGGAUAUUCCUCUUCGACUGUGUGGGUACAAACACUUGCCUACGCUAGUCUCUCAUUUAGCGUCUUGGCCGCGUUCGGGGCUGUCUUGGGCAAACAAUGGCUGAACUCCUACAAGUCAGCUCGAGGACGAGGGACGCUCGAAGAGCGCGGAAUAAAGAGGCAGAUGAAGCUAGACGGAGUAGAAUAUUUUCACCUGCAGACCGUCUUGCAAGCAUUUCUGGUACUACUCCAGAUUUCGCUCCUACUCUUCGGCCUCUCGCUAAGCGCCAACAUGUGGGCCCGGCAAACCACGAUAUCCAGCAUCAUCAUCUGCACUACAGCUUUCGGCGUCCUCUUCUACGUGGGCACUAUCCUCGUGUCGGCAUUGCAUUCGGACGGUCCUUUCCAGGUACCAGGGCCAGGGUUAUUUACGGCUAUCUGCAAAAAAAUUCUUCCAAACAAAUCUCGUCUCACAUUCGGCAAAUCGUCUGCCAUUCGCUGGAUACUAGAGACAUCGACGA
This is a messenger RNA of Suillus subalutaceus, 1083 nucleotides long. RefSeq lists its product as uncharacterized. NCBI's taxonomy places the organism in Eukaryota, Fungi, Basidiomycota, Agaricomycetes, Boletales, Suillaceae. The record is from RefSeq and is a predicted model, not a curated record. The annotation marks the transcript as partial. The transcript is spliced from 4 exons.